Molecule: messenger RNA, 1461 nt
Organism: Dermatophagoides pteronyssinus (European house dust mite)
Lineage: Eukaryota; Metazoa; Arthropoda; Arachnida; Sarcoptiformes; Pyroglyphidae
Biological process (GO): phosphatidylinositol phosphate biosynthetic process; signal transduction; inositol metabolic process
Molecular function (GO): inositol monophosphate 1-phosphatase activity
Source: RefSeq, a predicted model, not a curated record
UAGGUGACGAAAGAUUUAUUUAUUUCUGUUGAUUGGCUAAUAACAAUAACAACAGCAAGAAUGAGUUGCUUCAAGGAUGGUCACGAUUCGUUGCAAACAACAACGACACGACAACAAUUUGAAUCGGUCGAACGGCCAUUUAUAAUACGUGGCCUAUUGAAGGAUAAAUGGCCAUGUAUACAAUGGACAUUGAAUGAUUGGGCAGAUAAUUGUCACCAUGAAACUAAGUUUAAAUUUCGUGUCCAUCGAAAACAAUCAUCAUCAUCAUCAUCAAAACAAUCAUUUUUUAAUAAUAAAAAAAUCAAAAUUAAUAAUGAAAUUUAUCCAAAUAAAUUGUCAACUAAUGAUGAUAAUUUACCAACUGAAGAAUCAUCAUCAUCAUCAUCCAUUGAUGAUUAUUGGGAAAAUGAAUCUAUCGAUAUGAUUACGGCUACAAUGAGACAAUUUGUUGAUUUUAUUAUGAUGGCAAAAAAUAAUAAAGAUGGAAAUGAAAAAACCAAAUUAGAUUCCGAAAAUCCAUUUCUACCAUAUUCAUUAGAUGAUUAUUGUUUUUAUAGUUCUUAUAAUCAUAUUGAUAAAAUAAUGGAUGAUGAAAGUUAUCGAAAAAUUUCGAAUGCAAUCAAAUGGAAUAAUUUAGGUCUGUGGAAAUCGGAAUCGAAUGAAGAAUUACAUUCGACUAUUUGGAUCGGUACGGCCAAUUCCUGUACACCAUGCCAUCAGGAUACAUAUGGUUAUAAUUUUGUUGGACAAUUAUAUGGAAGAAAACAAUGGAUUCUUUUUCCACCGAAUAAUAUUCGAAAUUUAUAUCCAACACGUAUUCCAUAUGAAGAAUCAUCUAUAUUUAGUCAGAUAAAUUUUCAAAAAAAAAUUAAUCUAGAACAAUAUCCAUUAUUUCAACAAUGUAGGCCAUAUAUAAUCAUUGUUGAAUCGGGUGACCUAUUACAUGUUCCACAUCAUUGGUGGCAUUAUGUUGAAAAUUUAGAUCAUAUAAAUAUAAAUAAUAAUGAUAAUGAUCAGGUAUCUAUUUCGGUUAAUGUUUGGAUUGAUCAUACAGCAAAAACAUUAAUCGAUAAGAAUAUUAUCGUAAAUUAUCGUGAUCAUAUUCAAGAAUGUUUAACACAAUUAUUAUUCAAUUCAUUACAUCAAACUAUUGGUUUAUCCGAUGAAAAAUGGCUCAAUUCAAUGGAUACGAAUCCAUUAUCGUCAAAUGAAUUAAUACAAACAUUAAAUCAUCUAAUUGGUCAACAUCGUGAUGAUAAUUCCAAUGAUGAUUGUUAUAAAUAUCAAAAACCAAUUGAACUUCAAGUAGAAUAUCUAAAUGAAACGGAUAUUGAACAUUUAUCAUCACGUUUAAUGAAAUCGAAAACGUUUGUUAACGAUGAUAACAGAAAAUUGAUAACAUCUAAAGAUAUUGUCAAUAGUAUAUUGGAUCCCGAAGUUAUUAAUAUUUUGAUUGAUAAA